This is a messenger RNA of Suillus bovinus, 1784 nucleotides long. Its product is annotated as general substrate transporter. Gene Ontology annotation, biological process: transmembrane transport; carbohydrate transport. Gene Ontology annotation, molecular function: carbohydrate:proton symporter activity. The record is from RefSeq and is a predicted model, not a curated record. Gene Ontology annotation, cellular component: membrane. Bases 73 to 1647 code for a protein of 524 amino acids. NCBI's taxonomy places the organism in Eukaryota, Fungi, Basidiomycota, Agaricomycetes, Boletales, Suillaceae. The transcript has 13 exons.
UUUUGAAUAGUCCCACGGGCCACCAUAUCUUCAAUUUAUUGAACAUUUGGAUUCGAAUAACUUUAUGGUCUGAUGACACGUCGUGACUAUGUAGUUCUUCCAACGUCGAGUGAGCCAAGGGAAGAUAUCAGCGAGGGCGCCGACAUAGUCCUAGAGUCAUUACUACGAGACAAUAAGGGUGUCACGCUUGACACACCCCAUGGAGGCUCUCUAGUGGUUCAUGAAGAUGGUCAUACCUAUAACUAUUCAUACGGACCAAGCGGAAUUCUAGGUCUAGUUCACAAUCGUUAUGCUGUUGCGUGUGCAGCAUUUGCUGGGAUUGGCGGGAUUUCAUUCGGGUACGACCAAGGCGUUAUUUCCAAUGUCCUUGUCAUGAAAGAUUUUCUGACUCGGUGGCCAAUCGGUCCAUGGGAGAAGGGAUUGAUGACUGCUGUUCUCGAACUCGGCGCAUUAUUUGGUGCCAUCACGAGCGGGAUCUUGGCGGACAAGUAUUGUAGACGUCAAUCCAUUUUCUUCGCGUCCAUCAUUUUCUGCCUUGGUUCAGGACUGCAGUGCGGGGCGCAGUCCUUGAAUGACCUCAUCAUCGGGCGAGCAAUCGGUGGCUUCGGAGUUGGGGCCCUGAGCAUGCUUUCGCCGCUUUACAUGGCCGAGAUUAGCCCUCCAGAGCUCCGCGGCUCACUCAUGGCGCUUGAGCAACUCGCUAUCGUCCUUGGCGUGGUGUUUGGUUUUUGGACAGGUUUCCUUACGAGACACAUUACCGGAUCUGCUUCGUGGAGAAUUCCACUAGCACUCCAGUUCCUCCCAGGUAUUUCGCUUUGCCUCGGAUGCUUUGUUUUACCACCUUCACCCCGACUUCUGGUGCUUCGUGAUCGUAUUGACGACGCACGGAAAACUUUAGCCAAACUUCGUUUGCGCACUCCUCACGAAGCAAAAGAAGAUCCGUUGAUCGAGCUCGAGCUAUUGGAAAUGCAAAUUGACGUUGCUCUCGUCCGACAAAAAUCAAAGGACGGACUCUCACGCGAAACAUGGACAAUCCUCUUUGGCCGGGAGUACGUUAGACGGACCCUUAUUGGCAUCAUGAUCAUGUUUUUUCAGCAGUGGAGUGGCAUCAAUGCACUUCUUUACUAUGGUCCAACUCUGGUCAAAAGCAUAGGGAUGCAUGGGGAUACCGCCACACUUCUUGUUUCAGGUGGGAUAGGAAUUAUCCAGUUUCUUGCAGUUUUCCCGGCCAUUAUAUUUCUUGACCGGUGGGGCCGUAAACCCCUUCUCAAAGGCGGUAGCGCAAUCAUGGCUGCAUCGCAUUCUAUGAUCGCAAUCUUGAUCCAUCUUUUUCAUGAUAACUGGGGAUCUCAUACCAUAGCUGCUUGGGUAGCGGUAUUUUGCACAUACAUAUUUACUGCGGCUUAUGGCAUGUCCUUUGGACCCAUUGGUUGGGUUCUUCCAAGUGAGGUAUUCCCUCUUUCUAUGCGAAGCAAAGGGGUUUCCCUAUCAACGGCUUCGAACUGGAUCAACAAUUUCUUCAUUGGUCUUAUCACACCGCCACUGAUGGAGAUGUCUUCUGCGUAUGUCUAUCCUCCGUAUUCAGAUAUCCCAGCAGUGAUAUAUCGUUUGGGGAACAUGCAUUCUUUGGCAGCGCGACCUUUAUGAUUUUCGCCUGCGCCUGUUUUGGGGCCUACCUGUGGUCUAGUUAUAUUGUUCCAGAGACGGCGGGCGUUUCUCUCGAAGAAAUAGAUGCGGUCUUCGGUUCUGCAAUAGGUCAGGAAGAUCGCAAACGGAAACACGAG